Molecule: messenger RNA, 5964 nt
Organism: Ochotona curzoniae (black-lipped pika)
Lineage: Eukaryota; Metazoa; Chordata; Mammalia; Lagomorpha; Ochotonidae
Gene: ZNF516
Product: zinc finger protein 516
Exons: 4
Coding region: 797-4039 (1080 amino acids)
Biological process (GO): regulation of DNA-templated transcription
Cellular component (GO): nucleus
Molecular function (GO): DNA-binding transcription factor activity, RNA polymerase II-specific; RNA polymerase II cis-regulatory region sequence-specific DNA binding
Source: RefSeq, a predicted model, not a curated record
ACCCCGUCCCCGUGUGUUAGAGUAGGUGUGUCCCCUGCUGUCACCCCGUCCCCGUGUGUUAGAGUAGGUGUGUCCCCUGCCGUCACCCACCCUUCCUGCUCCUCACAUAGAUGUGUGGUCUGUUUACCUGGAGGGGCGCUGUCUAUCCAGUGUAACAGGUGCCCUCUGUCCCGGGGCUCAGGCACUGCCUCUGGGGGCUGACUGGGCUCUCAGGCAAGUGCUAUGGGAAUUGGCUCAAGAGGAGCUAGGGUGGCGUGGGCACAAGGCCCCAUGGAUUCUGUCCUUGGAGCUCAAGCCUGUUCCACACCAUGGCGCCAGAUGCUUGCUGUGCCGUCGCUGAACUCUUGGUGGUCUGGUCUUGCUGUGUAAAUCAGCCGUGUUGUCCUUUGCGUCCCUUGCCCUGGCCUGGCCUCCUCCAGCUGCUUGCUCAGGUCUCUUAUAGCAGGUUUGGGUGAUGGGCAGUGCUCCCAGCGUCCUGCACACACCAUGCUCUCCUGAGGUGUGUCUUUGUCACGGGUUCAUGUUCUGGUGCACAUGCUGACGGUCCGUGUCUGUGUCCUCUGUUUUGGGUUGGGCAGCAUCCUGGUGGAGCGGGCACUGAUCUUUCACCUCUCUGUUCCAGGUGCUAGCUGCCACGAGCCCGGUGCUCCCUGAGGAACAUGUCUGUGGGCAUUGGUGCAGGCGCCUGCCUUGCCCCGGGCAGCCAGUCGCCACUCUGAGCAUGGGGAGAUAGAAGGCUGUGGCUGCAGGCUGUGCCAGAGCGCCGACGCUGAGCCAGCUCCACACCCUCGUCCCGAUGGAUCGCAGUAGAGAGGCGGAAGUGGAGCUGAGGAGGGGCCCCAGCCCUCCCCGGGCAGGCCGGAGCCGUGACGGGGAUGGGGACAAGGUGGCGUGCCACAGCUGCUGUCUGUGCGGCAAGAGCUUCGCCUUCCAGAGCUCGCUGUCACAGCACAUGCGCAAGCACACAGGCGAGAAGCCCUACCAGUGUCCCUACUGCGAGCACAGGGCCUCGCAGAAGGGCAGCCUUAAGAUGCACAUCCGUAGCCACCGCACAGGCACCCUGGUCCAGGGCCAUGAGCCACACGCGGCUGAGGGCCCGGACGGCCGUGGCAGCCCCACGAAGAGUACCUCGGCCUGCAACGGGGUCCUGAACGGGGCGGCGCCUGCAGACGGCAGAGUGCUUCUGCGCAGCGGCCGGAGGGAGGCCGAGGGGCCCGGCGCCCCUGAGGACACCGGGGCUGUUGUCCAGUGCACCUUUUGCAAGAGCCAGUUUGGGCGGAAGAAGGAGCUGGAGCUACACGUGCACCAGGUGCACAAGCCCUUCAAGUGCAGGCUGUGCGGCUUUGCCACGCUGCGGGAGGAAUCGCUGCUCAGCCACGUCGAGCGGGACCACAUCACGGCGCAGGUGCCCAACGGCGCCGCUCGGGUCAGUGUGGAGAACGGCAAGCCUGAGCUGAGCCCUGGCGAGUUUGCCUGCGAGGUGUGCGGCCAGGCCUUCAGCCAGACCUGGUUCCUCAAGGCGCACAUGAAGAAACACCGUGGUUCUUUGGACCACGGCUGCCAUGUGUGUGGCCGCCGGUUCAAGGAGCCGUGGUUCCUGAAGAACCACAUGAAGGCGCAUGGCCCCCGGGCGGGUGGCAAGAACCGGCCCCGCAGUGAGCUGGAUGCCGUGGCCACUAUCAACGACGUGGUGCAAGAAGAGGUCAUUGUGGCCGGCCUGUCGCUCUACGAGGUUUGCGCCAAGUGUGGCAACCUGUUUACCAACCUGGACAGCUUGAACGCCCACAGCGCCAUCCACCGGCAGGUUGAGGCUGGACGCACUUGCGCCGCUGCCGAGGAGGGCCCUGCCAGCACUAAGCAGCUCUUCCUCCGGUGCCUGCGCCUGAGACCCUCUGUGGCCAGGGACGUGCUCCCCGGUGGGCAGGCUGGGAAGCGGGUGGCCGAACUGGACCCCGUCAACAGCUACCAGGCCUGGCAGCUGGCCACCCGGGGUAGGGUGGCCCAGCCUGCUGAGUACCUCAAGUACGGGGCCUGGGACGAGGCGCUGGCUGGAGACGUGGCCUUCGACAAGGACCGGCGUGAGUACAUCCUGGUGAGCCAGGAGAAGCGCAGGCGAGAGCAGGAUGUGCCAGCUGCCCAGGGUCCCCCCCGGAAGAGGGCUGGUGUGCUGGGGGACCCCGUGCUGCCCGGCCCGCUGGAUCCACGGCCUGUGGUGCGCCCCAGCCGCAGAGCCACGGCCCCCGUGGGCCAGGGCAAAUCCUCCGAGUGCUUCGAGUGUGGGAAGAUCUUUCGCACGUACCACCAGAUGGUGCUGCACUCGCGGGUGCACCGCCGUGCCCGCCGCGACCGGGAGGGUGACCAGACCGCUCGUGCCCGCUGCAGUUCCCUCAGUGAGGGCGACUCAGUGUCCCAGCCCAGCAGCCCAGCCUCUGCGUGUGCCACCGCUGACUCCCCGGCCUCCGGCCUGGCUGAUGAGGCUGGUGACGACAGCAGUGAGGAGGUUACCGCUGAUCAUGUGCCAGGGGGACAGCCGCGCGGCUGCUGCUUUCCUGACGAGGUGGCGUCCUCUGUGCUCUCCAACGGGGACCCGGCUCGCACCCUCAGAGCCAGCCCGUCCGAGAGAGAGGCUAGCGCGUCCACAGGCCGGAGCGCACUGGACAGCCACGGUAGAGAGACGUCCACGAGGCCUGAGCCGUGCCGGCCUGCUGCCGACUCCAGAAGGUCAGCGACUCACGCUGGUGCUGGCGCUGCCGGGGACCCUGCUCCGGGUGUGGACGGAGCUGCCCCGCCGCUCUCGCCGGAGGGCCGUGCGGGCCACCCUAGGGAAAAGCCUGUGGACGGUCCCCGCGGAGAGCUCCCCGUGGGAGGAAGAAGGGCGCCGGCCGCAGACCUGCUGCCGCUGGACCUGAGUGCCAGGUCGAGCCGGGCCGACCCCAGCAAGAAGGAGGCGGCCUCGUCCUUGCAGGCGUCGCUCGUCAUUCACCCGUGUCCUUACUGCGACCACAAGACCUACUACCCGGAAGUCCUGUGGGUGCACACGCGCAUCUGGCACCGGGUCAGCUGCAGCUCCAUGGCGCCGCAGUGGACCCAGCCCAACGGCCCCCGCGGUGUGAGGAGCAACCUGGCGUUUCUGCCCCGGAGUGGGCGCACCGGGCCCCCGCCCGCCCUGGGCGGCAAGGAGUGCCAGCCCCUGCUCCUGGCCCGCUUCACCCGCACCCAGGUGCCAGGCGGGGCUCCAGGCUCCAAAGGUGGUAGUUCUGCCCCCCUGGCUGCAGGCACCAGAGCAGCCAGCCUGCCCAGGGGCAAGGAGGGCGCCGCCAGCAGCCCGUGUGCCUCGUGGGCAUCUGGUACUGACGGCUGCCGACAGCCCAAACCUGGCCAUGGCCAGGAGCCGCCCCUGCCGAAAGCCAGGCUGGAGGCCGGCUCCAGAGCGGCGCCUGUCCCUGGUGGUGGCAGUGGGGGCUUCAGCAGAAGCGCCACCCCCACCGUCAUCACCCGAGUGGGCCCCCAGCCUCCGGCCAGCAGCAAGCCACUGGAGAAGUCUGGGCCGUCCCCAAGUAAGCACACGGGCCCUGAGCCCUUGAAAGCCAAGUGCAGCCCUCAGGGUCAGGGCCAGCUGCCCAUGGACGCCGAAGGAGGCCCUUCUCUACCUCCCUGUGAGCCCUCUCUCAAGGCUGCCCAGGAGUUGAGGACGCUGGCCAAUUGUGCCCCGGCUUCCCGAGGGGACACGGCCCCGCAGUCCCCGCCUGGGGUGGCCGGGGCGCCCUCCGGCCUGCACGCCGUCCAGCAGGAGCCGGCCACCGAGGGCCCCGAGACGCACCUGGACGUCCUCAAGCUCGUGAAGCCCUCCAUUCCAAAGGACUUGGCCACUCUCUGCCAGGGCUGGGGUGCCGGCGGCCCCGGGCCGGAGCACAGAGGGACGCUCCGGUCACAGCCGCGCCCCGGAGACUUCAUCUGUGCCGAGUGCGGGAAGAGCUUCCUCCAGCCCGGCCACCUCAGGGCCCACAUGCGGGCGCACACAGGGGACAGACCGCUAUAACACGGGGUCCGCCAAGACCGUGCCUCUCGGAGCGGAGAUCAGGGCCCCGUCGGAGCAGCCCCGGCCCACACGCCCCUUCCCUGCUGAGGAGCUGCGGCUGUCUGCUCAUCCCUGCUUCCCGGAGCCACGUGCCAGCGCGGGCACCUGAGGACGACACCUCUUCCUGGUCCACGCCAAGAGAAAGGGAAAGUGCUGUCUCCCGGGAUCCCGUGGUGAUGCCGCUGGGCCCUCGGGUGCUCGCCGGCUGGCGGGUCUGCCGCUGGGUUCAUGGGCUUGCCGGUUCACAGGCUGUGACCGGUGUGGUCCAGCAGGUGCAGCGGCAGCCCUGCAUCUGUGCUGCUCAGGAUGGGUUGGAGAUGCUGAAGGAGGACCUGGUGGUGUGCUGGGCAGAGCGGCCGAUCUGUGGGCUGGCGCGCCCUGCUGAUGCUCAGUGGGCUGGCAGAGGGGACCAGGCCACCACAGUGUCCCCACCACUGUGUCCCUUUCCCUCGUGGGUGUGCUGGGAGGUCAGAGAAGGAGGCGCACCUGGGAAUCGGGCUUGAGCCAGGGCGGUGACGAGAGCAUCCCUCGGUGGCGGCUCACAGGCUGUGUCCUGGCUGACCACCCAUGGUGUCGGGCGAGGCCGCCGAGCUGUGCCUGACCGACCUAGCUGUGUGUCUUCUGCUUCGGGAAGUGAGGGCUACUUGAACACUAACAAAAGGAAAAAACAAAGCGGCUUCUCGCUCGGUUCAUUCUCAGGACAUUUUUGUAACAGGGCUACACUGCAGACUGCUCACGAAGGAAGAGCCUGCGUUCCGCCCAGCCGUUCAGCCACUGAGUCCCCCGACCAGCACCUGUCGCGCUGGCGGCAUGUGGGGGCGCGUGUGGGGCUCCGGGGCCCUGGGUGCUGGUGCUCUGGGGCCCGUGGCCGCCUGCCCGGCUCCCCGCAGGACGGGCACGGCCGUGGGCAGCGGCUUUAUAUACCUCCUCCUCAGCGAUGCAGACACGUUCUCGGGGCAGCGGUCCCGGCCCGCCCACGCCUGCGGCCCUCCCCCUGGCCGUGACAUUUCUGAGAAUUUCAGAUCUUUGCACAUAGCAAUGUUAUGCAUUAUCAAAAGUUACUGCUGCCUUGAAUGAAAAAGAUGUUCUGUGAAAUUUUUUGCAAAAGCUUUACUAGGUUUUUUUUAAUUGUGAAAUUUUAUAAAGGCAGGAAAUGGAUUAGAACGAGCAUGCUAAGUAUAUUUUUCAAAAAAAGCAAUAAUUUUACAUGUACAGAAAUGAUCCUAACCUUUAAUAUUGAUGCAAGCAACAGUUUACUUACUCCAGUAAUGGGUCAACACAGCUUUUGUAGAAAAUGGGCUUCUGGUGCGAGGACUCGUAGCAGACACACACAAACCCCAAGUGUGGCUUCCUGUUCUAAUGACUUGUUGAAUUAUUAUUAUUAUUAUUAUUAUUAUUGGUUUUGUUAUUAGUUCACGUUUUGCUCUGGAUUCUAGUUGUUACUGCGUCUCAGUUACUUGACGGUUCAGGUUGCUUUGCGGCCGAGAUUGCAAUGUAACUGGCUAGCAUACAGCCUAUAAAUAUCUAUUGUUAUUAUUAUUUUAUUAUUAUUAUUUUGUACUUCCUUCCUGGCAUUCUCAUGCCAGGCCCGGACGAGGACAGCCUGCCGCGAGCAUGUCAUCGGGGGUGUGCCCGCAGGCGCAGUCGGGGCGGCUGCGCUUGGCCCGGGUGGUCGCAGCAUGCUGCCCUGUCCACUGCAGGAGGCCUGCCUUGCCAUGUCACCGUCUCCACGGUCUCCCUCUAGUGGCCGUUUCUGCACUUUCUGUGUCUGUUUCCUGGGCUGGAAAGUCACUGGUGACAGCGAGGAACGUGCAGGGACCAGCGACGCGGUGCUGUCUGUCUCUCUGUGUCUUAGUUAUUAAAGCAACUUAACAUACCCAAAGGUA